Molecule: messenger RNA, 241 nt
Organism: Pelobates cultripes (western spadefoot toad)
Lineage: Eukaryota; Metazoa; Chordata; Amphibia; Anura; Pelobatidae
Source: the annotation of a GenBank genome assembly
CCAGCUCCUCCACCCCACCACAAUGCCAAUGCCUAUAAGAAGUCGUUAACCAGGCAUCUUCUAAAUGCAGCCAAACUGCUAAUCAUGGCCAGUUGGCGCUGCACCAAGGAACCUACCCUCCAACAGUGGAUGGACAAGAUUGAAAAGAUACGCAAGAUGGAAAUGCUCACAGCAUCCGUGAAGGGAAGUACGGAACGCUACCUGCAAAUGUGGACCCCUUGGAUUGACUACAUGACCCGAC